UGGGGGGGUGCUCCAAAGGCUCCAUCUUUCUGCGUUCUUUGCAGCAGAAUCGCCAUUGCAAGGGCAACUUGGCGCUGCUGAUGCCUGUAGAGCUCGUACUUUUAGUGCCUCCAAACGGGCUCAUUCGUAUGUCGCUCUGCCGCAGCCCCCCAAACAAGCGCUGUUCCCUCUUUCGCUUCUCAACCACCCCGUUGCUUCGCCUCUCUUUCUUGCCUUGUUCGAGCGACAAUCAGCACCUGGAAGAGAGAGAGAAAAAAAAAAAACCAUCGACCGACGAACAGGAACCAGUUUUUUCUCAUCCGUUCGUUUCUUAUCUUGACUGUCGCCAGGGCCGAUUAUGUCUUUCUAUUCGUCUACGAUCUAGCAUCUUGUUACCACUCACUCUCGUUUCCUCUUUGUGGUUUCUUUUUCGUUCUAUUUUUUUAUUCUCUUUUUUGGUUUUGUUUUGUUUGAGCUAGACUCAGUCCACUCCUUUCUCUCAAUUUCCGCCUGUCCUUCGAUCUCUACACGACGAGACAAGCGCUCUAUUUUGCCGAAAAAAACCGAAUCUAUCUACUCAUCGCGUUCAAGAGAAAAUAAGAGAAGACGAAUCAUACGACAUUCAAGAGCCAGAACGUCAGCGUCCCAAAGUGUCGGUGUUGUCCAUCAGCCGUCAU
Messenger RNA from Trichoderma harzianum CBS 226.95, 656 nucleotides. RefSeq lists its product as hypothetical. The record is from RefSeq and is a predicted model, not a curated record. Bases 81 to 458 code for a protein of 125 amino acids. The transcript has a single exon. Lineage: Eukaryota; Fungi; Ascomycota; Sordariomycetes; Hypocreales; Hypocreaceae.